GUUAGCCUAUCUUCCAGUAAACGACCAGCAUGACACCAUGACAACCACCCGAUAUUAUUGAUAGUUUCCUUUAUUUUCCUGCAAUCAAUCUCAACAACACUUUACAAGAUGUCUCUUAAAUAUAUGACAAACGUUAAAACAAAUUGGAUAAAGGCCCGAGAUGUUCACACGGCAUGUUUCAUCGGAAGGGAAGCACUGGCAGUUGGUAUGGGAAGCCACAUUCUCCUUAUGAACGUAAUCAGCAAGCAGGAAACAUUCUACCGGGCAACGGAACGAAGCAAUGGCGAAGGGGUUUCCUGUCUGGCGGGCCACAAGACAUUCUCUAUUUUUGCCUUUGCCGAAGCUUGUGUGCUUCCACGUAUUUUCAUCGUCGCCUAUCCGGAUAAUUCGAUUCUGUUUGUACUGGAAGGGGAUGGGAAAGCGCGCAGCUAUGUGUCACUCUGCUUUUCGGAAGGUGAAUACCUGCUAGCGAUGAGCGGCGUUCCGGACUACAGCGUCGAAGUUUACGUCUGGCGAAACAAGGAGAUGGUCGUCAAAAGGCAAACCGAUACCAAAACGGAUAAACAGUUGCUCAUGUGCAGUCCAGCGUCCACAAUAACAGUUUGCCAGUUGGCAUACAACCAGGCUCAGGUUACCCUAUGGGAGAUCCAUGGAAAUGUUCGUAUCACUAGGCUCAUCGAGAAAAAUGUUAAACUUCCCUUCGGGAAGGAAGCUGCUCCGCUGGAUGGUACUUUCUCCAUCGACGGAACGCUGAUGAUCAUCAACAAAUGGGGAAGUGUGUACAGUUUUUCAGCGACAUCGGGUCAACUGCACCAGAUUAUCAAGCCCAUAGAAGAACCGAACCUUUUGCCUCCCCUCAUAUUCUACUGCAAAGGUGGACUGUUUCUGAGUGACCCGUCCGGAGGUGUAAGCUACUACAAGCGUCAAAAAGGAGUCUGGAAUCAGCUGUGGGUAACUAAACCUCCGCAAGCAUACUCGCGCUUGAUGAUCUACUCGGCCAGCGAAGGUCUUUAUGGAACUUCGAUGAAUGGUAACCUCGUUAGAACUGUGGUUGAUAACGAUAUCCGAAAUGUGGAAUUUAUCACAGUACGAGAAUUCGACUGUCAGUUGUCAUACUUUGUUCUACUAAGACCAUUAGGAGAGAUAUUAAUUGCAUGUAAAGCGUCUGAUAAUUUAAUAGCUAUUGAAGUAAAGAGCGGCAAUAGAAUAGCCGAGUACAAUACUCCUAACGUCAAAUGCGUUGUUGAAAAUCCAGUUUACCCAUUCGUGGCCAUUGGAACAUUAGACGGAAUAGUUUCUCUGAUAUCUUUUUUCAAUCCAACUGAGCCUUGUGAGCUCACUAGCUUUCAUCUGAGUCACGCUGCCAUCAAAUUCAUUCUGUUCUGCUCCGAUGGAUCUCACUUGGCUGCAUUUGAUGAGAAAAUGAAUGUAUUUUUCAUCAAAGGCCUUCCCGGCAAUACCAUGAAUAUCGUUCAUCAUUAUGAAGCCCCGGAAAAUUUACUUCAAUUCACUUUCGAUGUCAAUGAAAAUGUCAUGUCGAUUGUUGGCAGUCUAUCUGAAAAUGAGCUGGAACCAACAUCUGAUAUAAUAAGAAUAUCGAUUUCUUUGAGUGAUGGUACCCGUCGAGAAGAGAAAGGCAUAACAUCUAAACAAUACUCUCAGCUAGAAUACAAAAUGAAUGGAUCUGGACGAUUGUAUGGCAUCUGCCUUCUGUCGAAUGAAAUUGAUGUAAUAGAACUGGAAGGUGACUCAACGGGACGGCUAUCAAUCCAAAUUUGUUCAACUAUCAAAGUUAAGCAUCAGGUACCACAGUUUCAAAUUUUCGUCGAUCAAUUUCAUCUCAUCACGUGGAGUAUCGACGGCUUGGUGACAAUCUACGAUGCGACAUCAGAUAAGCUAUUAGCCUACUUUUUGGCGCAUGAUCGAACAAGGCUAGGUGUUAGGCUUGCCAAAUGCGACCCUUCACAUCAAUAUAUAAUCACGCUUGGUCAUACGGGAUGUCUGGUGUGCACUAAACAACAUCGUAGCGCAUCGACUGCCCAGAGAUGUGAGGACUUAAAACGGAGCCUCGAAACCGACGACGUUAUUGCAAUGUUUCAGAAUCCUACCACUGGUUUUGUCCCAAAAGGAUUUACCUUCACUCGGUGGAUUGACAUGGAACGUAUCAGUAAGCUGGAGAGCGAAAAAUUGCAAUUCAAACAGGAGCGUUUGCAAAUAAUGAAGGAUUUCAAGGCAGUCAAAAGCAAACUGAGGAAACUCCUGGAUGCAAAUGAUGUUGCAACUGAUGAGCAGCGACUUCCCGUACAAGCGUUCAACUUGAAUGAAUCAACCACAGAAGAACUGAAAGAGAGGGCAAAACUCGAACGAGAAGAGGAACACAACAAACUGCUAAGCUUCAUAAAAAGUCAGGAGAAAAUCAACGCAAUGAUAAUUCAAAAAUGUUGGAACAUCAUGGAACGUAAACCAGUCAAAGUGCGAUCCAUCUUCACAAAGCUAGCCGUGGAAAAUUAUCCCUCGCUACCGAACGAACGCGAUCACGAGUUUUUAGCAAAGAUGGCUGUGUAUCGCGAAACAGAACUCAUGGCCAGCCAUGAUGCCCUGUUGCCCUGGAAACCAACGCCAACCUAUCAGCUGGAAUCCAUACUGAACCGUGAUCCAGACUAUGGUAACGUGAUCGACGUUUUAUCCCGGGCUGCACAGAAGAAAUAUACCACUCUGACUGGGACUACGACACAUUUGUACGUGGAACCGAUGCCGUUACGCUUCGAGCAGCUGGAAGUGGUCACAUUUGAGCAGCUUUACUUUGAAAAAGUUUAUGGAAAUAUACAAAUGUUGCAGCUUCGAGAUUACUUCAACAAAAAAUUUGAUGAGUUGAAAACCCUAAAAGAUACCGAAAUGAACAUGGUUCUCAAGAGAAACGCUCGCCUACGUGUUAUUCAGAGCGAGUUGGCCAUCAUUUCUAAGCUUUUGGAAAUGCCUCCGGCGCAACAGGAAGCGAUUGUCGAUCCUAGAUUUGAACCGGACGAGAUCCCAGAUACCAUUGUCAAAACGGAAGAUCAUGAAAUUUCGGUGGCACCUUACCUGACUCCCAGCAUGGAAUGUCUUCUAGCACGGGAAAAAGCGGAAAAGGAAAGAAGGCAGAUGGAACUGAUGGCAGAUGAUUUCAAGGAUCGUGCAUUGAUGGUGAUGAUGGAUGGGGUUCUCGAACACCGUUGGGAAGAUGAAAUCAAGAAAACGCCUCCGGUCCCUCAUUGUCUGGAAACUGGAAAAGAUGCUCAAUACUUCAAUGAGACAGAUCUGCGCGAAGUCAAGGAAUACGAAGAGCAAAUCGAAUUCCUGUACAAAGAACGUACGCGGUAUAAGAAGAUUCUUGAAACAGAGAAAGCACAAAUUGUCGAAAGCUUGGAAGAUCAAAUCAAAAAGUUCAAUACCAAAGUUGGAAUAUGUCUGUUGGAGAAAAUCCGAAUCGAAGCAGCAAUCAGGGAGGAAGAAAUGCGAAUCCUCCGGAACACAUUUUACAAUCAUCAACGACUGGUUUACGAUCGUAUUGCAAACACGUUGCGGGAAGAAAUUGACUCUAGAGCUAAACACAUUGACGCACUGACUGAAACAAUGUGUGAACUUCAGGAUAAGGUCAACGACUAUAAAAAUACAUAUGAAUCACUCAGCAUGAAGGAUCGACUACUGGACAAGCAAUUUAAGAUAAACUUUUCAGAUACGGCACAAUCAGCGAUAGUUGAUCAAGCUUAUAAAAUAUUCAAAAAGCGUCCGAAGGCUCAAUUGCGAGCGGUAGUUACCGUAUCGAUAUUCCAAGACCUUGCCAAACGGAUCACCGCCAAAAAAGCUUCACAGCCAAGCAACAUUCUGUUGCCGCAAGAAUGUGUGGAUUAUCUAGCUGCUUGUGACAGUUUAGACCAGACCUCGAACAGCCCUGCCGGAAUGGACACCAAUCUGUGGCAAACGCUUUGCAAAAUGAGACGCAUUAAGAUGGAGAGUGAAUUUCGGCUUAAAAGUUGUGAAAUUCAACUGGCCGACUCUGAAGCUGCUUUGAAUGCGUUUCAGAAGGAAAUAACUUCAAAGCGAAAUUCAUUAUCAGCUAUUGAAUCUAAACUUCAAGAUUUGCUGAACAAAAAGUUCGAAGAUUCCACCAACCGAAAUGUGCAAAUUGUGAUGAAACGAGGCCUCAUCGAAGUCCCCAUUUCCGGAAAGAUGACUGAUUUUAACAAUUGCAUACUGAUCCAUCGAACGGAUGUGGAUGAUAUCAACGUCAUAAUAAAGCAAGCCGGAUCAAAGAAACUCAAAGCCAUGGUGAACGCUGCCCAAUUCAGGAGGAAAAUCAUCGCCCAAGAGUGGGAACAUAGGGCACUUAAGUUGAAAAUUCGCGAUAUGAAAGACCAGGUGAAAAUGAUUGAAAAGUGCAAGAUAACGAAAGAAGUCCAAGAUUGGCUGAAGCGGAAGGAAAUGGGCGUCGUUGAGGAUCUAGGGCAGCUGGCACUGGAGAAGGAAAUUGAGAAUACUAUCUUUGCUCAAGAGAAAAUGCUACAGGAAGUGAAAAAAUCUGUCGAAGAGUUGGAAGAGAAAAUCAACGUCAAGCGCAAAGAGAAUAAGCUACUGGAUAAGCAAACACAAGACUUGAAUGUGGAUGUCACCGAGCAACAUCUGCAAAAGGAUUCCGAAAUGGAAGAAAUCGAGCAAAAGGCGGCUCAGGCACGGAUGACAGCAAUAGUGGAUCGUGCCCGAUGGGUACGGCUCGUACAGGCUCAACAUGCGCAAAUAUUGGAACUCGGAACAAUGCUUGAGCUGCAGCGGCUAAAGACAUAUCCUACAUUGACCGCACCUUCUGUGCUAGUUGAUGUUCGUCAUAUAAAAUGAAAAUGAAAAAAAUAUUGUCAGGUGAAUUAGUUUAAGUUUGAUGAAUAUUAAAACCGCAUUUAGUAUUUCAACUACAACCUUGCCGAUAAUUGUUUGCAGAACAAAUCAAUCAUUUCGUAGGACGAAACACGCAGUGGCUUCUGGGCCCAUAAUCUGUUACAAUUUGAAAAAAUCUACACUCUAAAAAGUGUACAUAAUUCCAAUUAGGAAUCAAAUGCAAGCAUGAUCACAUCGGAGGUCAGGUCGAAGUCUGCAGUACUAUAUAAAAAAUACUUUUUAGUUCGUCGGCAUCAUCUUCUUCAUUCGAAUCGCAUUUAUUUACACAUUUCACCUACAUAGAUUAAAAACAUCAUUCGAUGGCACU
This is a messenger RNA of Aedes aegypti (yellow fever mosquito), 5236 nucleotides long. RefSeq lists its product as uncharacterized. The transcript is spliced from 13 exons. Gene Ontology annotation, molecular function: protein binding. Bases 109 to 4872 code for a protein of 1587 amino acids. Gene Ontology annotation, cellular component: axoneme. Gene Ontology annotation, biological process: cilium assembly. Lineage: Eukaryota; Metazoa; Arthropoda; Insecta; Diptera; Culicidae. The record is from RefSeq and is a predicted model, not a curated record.